Vicugna pacos (alpaca) is the source of this 3765-nucleotide messenger RNA. It is a transcript of the gene TNIP1, whose product is annotated as TNFAIP3 interacting protein 1. Gene Ontology annotation, molecular function: mitogen-activated protein kinase binding. NCBI's taxonomy places the organism in Eukaryota, Metazoa, Chordata, Mammalia, Artiodactyla, Camelidae. The record is from RefSeq and is a predicted model, not a curated record. Gene Ontology annotation, biological process: negative regulation of ERK1 and ERK2 cascade; regulation of transcription by RNA polymerase II; negative regulation of canonical NF-kappaB signal transduction.
UUCCUAGUCCCAGGCCUCUUCCCCCUGCCCAGGCCCGGGAACCCGCGGAGUGCUGCCGGGCCAGAGCCUUGCCUGGGCCUCUACCCCCGUCCCUGGACCAGGGGCUGGACGCGGAGAGCGGGGCAUUAUCCCCCAGGGCCCCCACCCUCGGCCAGGCGGGCACCACGGCAGGGGCUGAGCCACCCUCAUGGAAGGGAGAGGACCAUACCGGAUCUACGACCCUGGGGGCGGCGUGCCUCUGGGAGAGGCAUCCGCAGCUUUUGAGCGCCUAGUGGAGGAGAAUUCCCGACUGAAGGAAAAAAUGCAAGGGAUAAAGAUGUUAGGGGAGCUUUUGGAAGAGUCCCAGAUGGAAGCGUCCAGGCUGCGGCAGAAGGCAGAGGAGCUGGUCAAGGACAGUGAGCCGCUCCCACCGCCGUCUCCCUCUUUGGCCUCCUUCGACCACCUGGCCGAGCUCACAGGAAAGGAUGCAGAUGUCCCAGCACCUCCCGCUGACCCUGCACGCCCCUGCGACAAGCCAGAGCCAAUCCCCAAACCUCCAUCCAGCGGCACCUCCUCUGAAUUUGAAGUGGUCCCCACCGAGGGGCAUUCUCCACCAGAGAGCAGUGGCCGCACCAGAGACACGACGUACCUGGGCCCCCUGCCCCACGAGGACAGCAACCUGAUGCUGCACCUGCAGCGCCUGGAGACCACCCUGAGCGUGUGUGCCGAGGAGCCGGACCGCAGCCAGCUCUUCACGCACCUGAGCCGCAUGGCCCUCGAGUUCAACCGGCUGGCCUCCAAGGUGCACAAGAACGAGCAGCGCACCUCCAUCCUGCAGACCCUGUGUGAACAGCUUCGGAAGGAAAAUGAGGCCCUGAAGGCCAAGCUGGACAAGGGCCUGGAACAGCGGGAUCAGGCUGCUGAGAGGCUGCGGGAGGAAAACCUGGAGCUCAAGAAGUUGUUGACGAGCAGCGGCAAAGAUGGUGCCUCCGGGCAGCCAGGCUCACCAAAGCUGGAAGGUGCGGGCAAGAAGGAGGUGGCCCCACAGCCACAGGCUAGUGUGACAGCAGGUAAAAUCUCAGAGGUGGGGGCCUUGGGUGCAGCUGAGAAGAAGGUGAGGAUGCUGGAGCAGCAGCGCACUGAGCUGCUGGAAGUGAACAAGCAGUGGGACCAGCAUUUCCGGUCCAUGAAGCAGCAGUACGAGCAGAAGAUCACCGAGCUGCGCCAGAAGCUGGCGGACCUGCAGAAGCAGGUGACUGACCUGGAGGCUGAGCGGGAGCAGAAGCAGCGUGACUUUGACCGCAAGCUCCUCCUGGCCAAGUCCAAGAUUGAAAUGGAGGAGACCGACAAGGAGCAGCUGACAGCAGAGGCCAAGGAGCUGCGCCAGAAGGUCAAGUACCUGCAGGAUCAGCUGAGCCCGCUCACCCGGCAGCGGGAGUACCAGGAGAAGGAGAUCCAGCGGCUCAACAGGGCCCUGGAGGAAGCACUGAGCAUCCAGGCUUCCCCAACAUCUCCACCAACAGCAUUUGGGAGCCCGGAAGGAGCUGGAGGCCUGCUGAGGAAGCAGGAGCUGGUCACACAGAACGAAUUGCUGAAACAGCAGGUGAAGAUCUUUGAGGAGGACUUCCAGAGGGAGCGCAGCGACCGGGAGCGCAUGAACGAGGAGAAGGAAGAGCUGAAGAAGCAGGUGGAGAAGUUGCAGGCCCAGGUCACCCUGUCGAACGCCCAGCUAAAAGCCUUCAAAGAUGAAGAAAAGGCGAAAGAAGCCCUCAGACAGCAGAAGAGGAAAGCAAAGACCUCAGCAGACCGCUACCACGUGGAGCCCCACCCAGAGCACCUCUGCGGGGCCUACCCCUAUGCCUACCCGCCCAUGCCCCCCAUGAUGCCGCACCACGGCUUUGAGGACUGGUCCCAGAUCCGCUACCCUCCUCCCCCCACGGCUAUGGAGCACCCGCCCCCACAUCCCAACUCACGCCUCUUCCAUCUGCCAGAAUACACCUGGCGGCUGCCCUGUGGAGGGAUACGGAAUCAGAGUUCCCAAGUGAUGGACUCGCCCGCAGCCAGGCCUGCAGAGCCAGAGUCUACCAAAAAUGACCGCGAGGGGCCUCAGUGAGACCAGAUUACGUCACUUGGCUCCACCUUCGUCUUACAGAGCCAGCUGACUUCAGACUACCGAAAAACUAGAGGCCACGUGCUCUGUGUGGCCAGAGCCUCCAGGAGGCUGAGAUGGAUGGCCAACUUGUGCUCUGGCCCCAACCCGAACUGUUUCCAGACUGGGGAGGCUCCAUCCAGAAGGCAUCCGUCCGGGCCUCUCCUUUGGAGUGAUCGGGAAAAACUCACUACUCUGCCACUGAGUGGAGAGAAGCGUCAUGUGGCCUUGGCCUGCCAUCCUCUGCAGGAGCUGCCGGGGGAUGUCAGUCUUUAGUGGGGUGCAAUCAAGACCCCUUCGUUUCAAAACUUCCCCAGAAGUGUUUCAGCAGCCCCUCUGGGGACCACAUUCAAUUCAUGUGUUUUAUUUUUGCUUCAAGCUCUGCUGUAGCAGGACCUGCCCCAUGCAUACCCUCUCUACUCCGAGGGGCUGCGGGAAGAGCAGGUUUGCCUCCAGGAGCAGAAGAAAACCACGAGUCAUCCUGCUGCUGGGCCCCCGCCCAUGGCAGCCUCACCAGUGCCACUGCAGCCCGGGAUGAAGGUCAUCCCAGCCACAUCUGCCAACAACCCCAGCCUGAAGCUGCCAGGCCCUCGGCCUGUAGCUGGAGGCCUGUGGUCCCAGAGGCCUGGAUUGGGGUGGCUCUUGAUCCCUGGGCAACUGUUUGCACGAAUCUUGGACAUAAAUCCAAGUUGAAGAUCAACAUUUUGUGACUGGUGUUCUUUGAUGCCCUGGCUAAUGUUCCCCUCCCAGUCAACCAGUGUGGCUUUCCUGUUGCCUCCCUCAGUGCUCUGUUCCUCCCAGACCCCCUGAGAGCAUCACCAUUACUCUUGGCAGAUGUCUCCUGGGGCCCUGCUCAGAGCCGCCAUGAGCGCUGGGCGUCCAGGGCCUGGGAGUCAGGCAACCUGGAUUUAUAUUCGGUCCUUCCCCUCACUUGUCAGGAGACCUUGGACAAGGCCUGGCCCUUCUCUGAGCCUCAGUUUCCUCAUCUGUCAAACGAAACCACCACAUCUCAGCCCUAGCUGCCUUAGAGAAUGGUGGGAUGAGAGGAGACGUGGACUGAUCUUAUAAACUCCAAAUGCUGACCGAGGAAGCAGAGCAGGCCUAGGUAGAAACCAAAAAGCAAGGGUCCAAAGCACUGCCUUCAUUUUGUUUUCUCUUCUCCUCCCUGCCUCCCGCCCUCACUGGCGCAGCCGCUUGAGGAAGCACCACAGGAGGCUGAGCUGCUGCAGAAAGGCCUUUACUAGGCACACAGGGAUGAGUCUAACACCAGUGGGUCAGGGUGAGGGGAGAGGGCACGUCCUCCGAAGGAGCGGGGGUGGCAUCCCUGCCCGGGGGCUUCAGCCUGAAUGCACUAAGGGCUGGCCCUUCAGACAGGCUCAAGGGAGGCCCGCCCACUAGGGCUUCGGGCCCCUCCUUCAUUCAGAUGCCGCCUCUGACCUGGCGAACGUGGUCCUCGCUCUCACAGCUGCCUUGGCCACUCUCAGGGAACACUGUGGGGUGGGUAGGGGGCUUGGGAGGGCCCUCAGGAAGGAGAGGAGGGAGGUUGGGCAGUGUGGCAGACCCAGAAGCUUCCAGGCACUUCAGUGUUGGUGUUUAGAGGCAGUGGGGGAUGCUGGCGCCAAGGGUUGACGUUUAGG